GUUUGCAUAUGGUCUGGAAGAGUUAGAAAAGGGUUGGCCUGUUUAUAUUCUUGCGCAACAGUUAUUCUCCGUACCGGUGUUUAUCAGUAAACACGGACCAUUUUUUGUUUCUUUGACAACAAGAGCGAUAACAAACUCCGUGCGCUACGCACUUGAGAGUUAGUUUUAGUGUUAUUAUUAAGUUUGUGACGUUAACUCCUGCGUGUAAUAAAUUGUAGAGUAAAUACAAUAGUUUAGUCAUUCUAAUUGCAGAUGUGGAAAUCCCCAAACGCCUCGUUGUCCUUUAGAUACACUGCUAACAAUGAGGAACUGGAAGAGUUGUACCACAUGUGUGAUGAUGAUCCCCCUACACCCCAAAAUGACCCUCCUCAGAACGAAACCGCGAGUCCGAAAAAAGCGGAUAAAAGCUCAUCUAUACUAGACAAAUAUUUCAAAUCAAUGAGAACAGAAAAACCGCCAGAUAAAGAAAAUGAUGAUCCAAAAUCUGAUCCCAAACCUUUAGAGGACACUAAACCAGCCGCUCCUCCCAAAGAAGUCACAUCAUCUCCUAUGAAAGAGUAUUUAAACCGUUUAGGGAAGCGGACUACUACUUCGGAAGGCUCCAUAGAUGCUAAGGAAAGCUCCAAUGAAACUUGGAAGAUCUUCCAUGACUUUAAGUUCAAAAUAGCACAAGCCGUUGAGGAUAUUAAAACUCGUUCAGUAGAAGAAACAAAAGAAAAAUCAGUGCCAAGAGAGAAUUCUACAUCAGAUUCAGAAGAAAACUCAGCCAUCAAAGACUCCGAUCAACAAAGCGUUGGAGAUACUGACAACCAGGUAUCAUCUCUUCACAGUAGUAUUCAGAAUCUUUCUGAAAUCACGCCGCCGGUCACGGCCAAGCCUACCGACCGCGAGUCGAGUCUUCCUUUAGAAAAAAAUAAUUCGGAAUCCAGUGAUGAUACACAUAAGAAUUUAGCCAGUGAAUCAGAAAACGGUACGGGAGAUUUACUAGACGACAGCAGUAUGUUAGAAGUCGAGUCUGGCGUCGAAGCCCUGGAGGACACCAACAUCGACGCACUCGGAGACGUCAACCUGUACAAAGACUCUGGGGAAAAGAACUCUCCCGUCCUGAACAUCCUCCCCUGUACUGUACAGAGGCCUAUCACACCCACAAAUUUCGGAUCCCCACCAAGCAAAAACGAUAUAACAACAGAGACUCCUAGGCACUACUUCUUUAAUUUCACAAUGUAUAUUCUUACUUUUUUACUAAUUGUUAACUAUCUCCUAUUCCCUGACUCCCACGCGUGGAAUGGAUUCCUGCUCGGCGUAUGGACGUUUACGUUUGGAAGCAACUUGAAGCAAUGGUUUCUAGCCACUUACUUUAGCACUGCCAAGGAGCCUAGAACCAGCUUUUUUCAGUUUAAGCGCAGCAGUGCUGUACCGUACACGUACAGUAUUCCUAAUGUUAAGGAGCAUAGACCAAUAAAGAAACAUGAGGGAUGGAUAAACCAUUAUAGGUUUCAUGAAUAUGAUGCUUACACGUAUCACAUCAACAAAACAACAACCGCAUUUAUGAAAUUAGAAGGCUGCAAUUUAAGGAUAUCUUACACAAAGACAAAAAUAGCGAAGAGGGCGCUGUGGGACGAAAAAAUAGACAAAGUUGUUUUCUACCAGCAUAGAUUGUAUAAUUUAACAGGAGCCAAAGUAUACCUGCUGCCAAAUGGACUUGUCAGUAAAAGACAAUGGAGCAAAAAAUAUCCUAUAUGUAUAACAUUAAAUGAAAAUGAAACAAUACAAGUACUUGAGAAAGAAAAUCUGCUUGACAAAAAAUCUGGCGAAGCGUCAGAGAGUAAGAAGAAAGAACAAGAGUCAGAGACCACCGAAACUAACACCACCCCGGAAAAGAAGAAGAGAUUUGUAUGGAGAAAGAAAGAAAAAAGCCUUUCACAAGAUUUAGAGAUGCCUGGGAGGGAAGGUCUGCGACAUCGGCUCGUCAGAAAAAUGCAUAGAGAGAAAAAACCGGAUAACGUGUCCACCGCCACAGAGCCAGACAGUCAAACAGAGAAGACUCUACAAGAAGAAUUGAACGCGGACGAGCCGACCAGUGCGCCCGCCAACGGCAAAGAUGAGGUCCUCGACGAUGAUCUGGACGAUACCGAGAUUUCCAGACUGAAGGAGUUUUUGGACGAAACUGAGCCGGAGACUGUAGAGGGCGCGGCAGAGGGGGAGUGGAGCUUGCACGUGAAGAGCUCCAAAGACAAGCACUCGCGGCUGUUCCUGUUCGCGAGGACGGGCCGCGACAAACUUGAGUGGUUCCGACGGAUACACCAAGCUAUAGCGGAGGCGAAUCCGUCACUCGAGUCUUCCGUCGCCGAAGACAAGAGUUCGAGCGAUCUCGCGCCCGACACCAAGGAGGGCAUAGAGAUGGCCGUCUACAAAGUUUCUGAAAAGGAGACCGUCUCCUUCCCAAAGCCCAGUAUCAAAGCUACUCCAGUGCCGUCGGAAAUUCCUUCUACCGUUACGGAUUGGAGCUCCUAUGAGAAAACAUUUUGGCCUUAUCUAAUAAAAAUCAUGCAGACGCACGAAGAAAGCACGAGGCAGAAGGUCGACACCGGAGUCACCUGCGACCUCGAUCCCACGCCGGUAGAGGCUAAAAGCAAAACCAAGAAGAAACGAAAAACCGAUCCUAAAUCAGCUCCGUCCGCGUGCGACUGCCGAGUGUUGCCCGCCGAGGUGUCGUGGGUGAACACGGUGCUCGCCCGAGUCAUGUAUGACGUCAUGAGGGACCCGCACAUCAUGAUGCGAGUGCAGAAUAGGAUACAGAGGAAACUUAAUACGCUCAAGCUACCUUCGUUCAUGUCGCCGCUGGUUGUGACGGAGCUGUCGCUAGCGGGCGCGUGUCCGCUGGUGGAGCGCGUGGGCGGCGCGACGUGGGACGAGCGCGGCGUGUGGCUGGACGCCGACCUGCGCUACGACGGCGGCGCCACCAUCACCAUCCUCACCAACAUCAACCUGAUGAAGCUCAAGGAGAAGAACCUAACGUUGGAAGAAAAGCUCUUGCUGACAGAAGAGCAUGUAGUGGAAAAGGAUCUCAUAAUUACGGGGACCGGAAUGUUCUCCGAAAAGCAGCUACGGAAACGCAAGCCCGCCAUAUUCGACAGCGAGGUGGAGGACUCGGCGGAAUCUUCCAGUGACGACGAGAGCCCGCCCGUGCAGCCCGUGGACAGCAAUGAGGCCAUACAAACGCAGGAGCUUCCACCGGCGACGCCAGAGAGCGGUUCAUCCAAAAAGAAGUUCCUGAGAAUCGUUGAUAAGAUUUCUACGAAUAAAUACUUUCAGCAGGUUACCGACUUCAAAUACGUGAAACGAGCUAUGGAGGGCCUGUCGAAUACGGACAUAAAGCUACAAGUAGAGAUCCAAGGGUUAGAGGGGCGGCUGGCUCUAAACCUGCCGCCGCCACCUCACGACAGAUUAUGGCUUGGUUUCCGCACGAACCCGCAACUGGUGCUGAAGGCGCGGCCGGCGGUGGGCGCGCGCACGCUCCGCUUCGCGCACAUCUCCAACUGGAUCGAGCACAAGCUCAGCAAGGAGUUCGAGAAGGUGCUCGUGCUGCCCAACAUGGAGGACAUCGCCGUCGACGUCAUGACGCCCACGCCCGUCUUCGCUGAAUCCACUUAGAAACGGUGGUGCGUAUAAAACGAGUACCUUAAGCCCUUUAAACGAGCAAUUCUUGUAUACAUAUUCAUAUAUUUCGGAGAUAUCGGAAACUGCUCUAACGAUUUCGAUGAAAUUUGCCAAACAUCGAUCUAGCUAGGUGUUAUCUCGAAGUUCAUUUGCAGUAUAAAGGAUAUCUCUGUAAAGUCACGCCCAAGAUAAUGCACUUCUAAGUGUUGGUUACACCAAACCGUUAAAACAUUCACUAACUUUUAUUUUAUGGCAAGUUCCAUAGUUCACUGCCAAUCGACGUUGAUCAGUCCACUUUGUGGUUGGUGCAACUGGCCCUAGUUACUCUAGUUAGCUCAAAUCAUGGCACAUAUUACCAUGCAUAAUAGCUUCUAAUUGUACGAUAUAAGGAACAUGGUAUUUCACUCGAGCCAGCCUCGAAUGUGAACUAUGCUGGUGCAUUUCUAAUAAUCAUAAACUGAAAUAAAUGUCAUAUACUAGGAAAAGUGACCAAAACCUCCAGUGCCCCAGGCUGGAAUCGAACCAGCGUCCUCUGCUAUCGCGGCAGGUGCCUGUGCCAUUCGGCCACCGGGCCACAGCGGCAUAGGUCGAAUUUUUCCAAGUAUAUGCACUUCUUACUGAAGGCUUAUGGCGCCUCCUGGCCAUCCGUAAGGUAGAACAGUAUGGUUCGACCUUCUAACUGGAUCAUCUCAGAUGAUACCGAGCUAGCGAGAGAUUUUCUGAAAAUAAUUUAAUUUGUUCUAAUACUUCUAAUAAUAAUUUGUAAUUCAUGUUACUUGAACACUUGUGUCAUGUGUCCGACGACGGCAGUUAAAGGGUUAACAGCGAAGUAUGAAAAAGUGUUAGUGCCAAAAGCGCGUUUUGAAUAGAAUGAAUAAGGAAGGGUGCAAUGCCAAGACACGAUCAUUUUUUCUUAUAUUUAUACCAUUAGAAUUAUAAAGGUCUUAAUUACAAAUUUAAGAAAAUACAUUUUCUACUUUAUUGGCUUGAAUUAAAUUUUGUAGUUAGGACCUUUUUAUUGCGAACGAUGCAAUUGAAUUGUACCGUUCUAAUGCCAUUAUUUUGCCAUAGCUUGGCACUGACUGAUAAUUUCUACCAUUAGAGCAUUUGUAUACUAAAAUCUUUCAUACCAUGCGUUUUGCAAUGUUCUUAAUAUAAAAUAUGUAGUUGAAAUUUGAACUAUUUCGUCUAUGGCAUUGCUGUGGGUUUUGUAGUCGGCUGCUCAGUGCUCAGGUUUACGUAUUUGGUUGAGAUUACUGCGUAAGAAAUGGUAGUUGAGGCCUUUAGCUAAAUUUAACUUUAUACCUCUUAACUAAAAUAAUGAAAAUGUUUGAUAAAUGAUACCAAAUGGACGAAAUUGGAAGUUUUUCCUAUAAAUGUUAUUGUUAUCAUUAACUUAUCAAAGCUAUAAUUUUCUAGUUGUGCAUUUUAUAUACACUCUGUCACCUUCGAAACAGAUACUCGUACGUAUGAAAUGCUGAUUUAGAUCAUGAUACAUUUUGGUUAUAAUUCUGUCCUGGGUCGAGAAGGCGAGAAAUACAUACCGCAUAUUAAUGAGGACCCAAGCUAAUUAGAAGAACUUAGGACUUAGACCGUAUCAGUAACAAUAUUGUACUGUUUAUACUUAUUUAGCACAAGCGUAGUUAUGUUCAAUCCUGGAAUGGCUGUCGUUUUAACAAAGAGCCUAAAUAAAUGAUUUAUUUCAUCCUGUGUAUUUAGAUUUUUAUACGUUUUCUAUAAUAGUUUAGCUGUGAUGUGAUUAAUGCUUAGAAAUGAACGCAUAGUCUACUGAUACACAAUUUCCGUGAUAUUUGUGACGUUUUCAUGCAAAAGGUUAUUAAGUAAUUAUUAACUGUUGUCAAUAAUGUGUUACUGGCGUUACUGCCAUCAGUAUGCGUGAAAAUGAGCCCUUGAUGAUAAACAACCAUUCAGGAUGCCUUUUGCUAAAAAGCAUUUUUAAAAUAACCACUCGUGUUUUAUUCAGGAAAGGGAACCCUUAGUAUGCAGGCAUUCACGUAAUUUGCGUACGUAAGCGCUUGCUAUACUUACAUUACAUCAUUUUUCUUUGAGAACGAUUAAUUUCUGUCAAUAUGUAUUAUGCAAAUGUCUAAAGCUAAUAAAUGUAAAUAAUUAGAUAAUCCGGGGGAUGUGCAUUUAUACCCUGAUCCUGGUUUGAUAAGUCAGAAUCUUUUCCAGGGUAUUAUUUUCCUAUGACUGGAGAUCGAAUGAUAUUUAUUUGGACUGGACGGGAUUAACCGUCAUCGAGCUUCCUCGGUACUAAUUAUUAUUCUGUCAAUAAUCCAUUAUUUGCACUCUGCAAAUUAUAUAUAAAUGUUCUUACCUAUAUGAUAAAUAUAGAUAGUGCAACUCUAUCAAGAUUUCCUCUAUUUUUACCGGUAUUUUAUAGUGGAUCCUCAUAUUUUUGUAGUCAGUAGGUACUAUGAUAAAAAACUGUCGCGUUGCAUGCAUUUCACGUGUUUAGUCGAAAGCAUUUAUUAGUUUGCUUUUCUUAAGAAGUUCUAACAUUUAAAAAAGGUUAAUUAAAUAAAGCAAUUACCUAGUCACUUCACGUUUAAAAAAAUACGGACGUCGUAUAUUUCAACCUAACAAUUUAAGUAUAUGGCAUCUUGUACAGUAUGUCAUUUCAAGCGACCGCAGCAAGCUCGGCCGAAUUGCACCUUCCCAUACAAAUGGAGUUUCGUUCUUAUUUAAAAACUACGUGUUGGAUUGUAAUGAAACUUUGCACAUACUUACAAUAACGUGGGAUAUCUAUGCCUGUAAUUAGUUUAUAUAGAUCCAGCUUAUAAAACAAACGAAAUAGAGCAAAAACAUGUAUUGUAUGAACAACUUAAAUUCGCUGUAUUUUUUUAACUAUGUAUCUAAAGCUACACAAACUAAUUACGAACACAGAUAUAGGUACCUUCUCCUAUUGUAAGUACAAAGUUUCAGAACAACCUAGCUAGUCGUUUUAAAAUGAGAGCGUAACUACGUUUGUAUGGAGAACCGAGUUUGCUGCGGACUCUUUAAAUUUAAAUGAAAGGUUGAUGUAAGUAAAAAGUAAGACCUAAUAGUGUGAAGGCCUGUUCAGACGGGAACAAUUUUUCGCCAAUAUAACUAAAUUGUCCGAUCAAAUGGGGUGGUGCGUCGCAAACGCCAAUUUGGCCACUUUCAUCAAUUUUAAAUUUAUGGUGAUAGUUAAGCACUCUAAAUUAAAAAAAACGCGAACACUAGCGUCACUAAUUGGUAUUCUUGCGUCCGCAGCCCAUUUUAUCGGUAAUAUCGGUCAUAUUCAGCAGUUGAAAUCGGUGGCAGACAAUUUAAUCAGGUUGGCGAAAAAGUGUCCCCGUCUGGACAGGCCUUGAGACAUAACAAUGAAAGAACUGACAGUGACCAAUGGUUGAUUACAUUUGCAUCGCAUGGAUAUAUCGCACAACUCAUUUGCUAAGCAGAAAGCACCCCACGCCAUUUUUAAAAAUAUUAUAUUUAUUUUAGCAUCAGUAUUUCAUAUCUAGACCGUAUUAUAUAGAAAAUAGUUAGGUGUGGUACUAUUUUUUUAUUGUUAUGGUUUUUAGUAAUCAGACAAAUUAUACAAUAAGAUACAUCAUUUACAUCAUUAGCCCAUGAUCUUAUUUUAAGGAUUUUUUUACAUUUUAGUCACAUCCUUAUUGCCAAAAAAGGUAGAAACAUGCGUCAUGCUAAAAUUAUGCAUUUGGUGUUCCUUUCUAUUUACUAAAACAAAACAUUAUUAAUUUGUCUGAUGAAAUGUAGUACAUAUGUAGUUUAAAAAUUCCCGAUGUAGGGUUUAUUAUAUGUGGAAUAAAUGGGAAGGUUGAGAUUAUGAAAGUAAGUAAAGUAACCAUAAAAGGCUGAAGGUAACUUGCUCACGAAAGCAAUUUUUUCCGUGGAUAAGUUAGGAUUAGCCUCUUCAAGUGAGUGCUAAGGUGUUUUGAGCGAAUUUAUGGUCGGUUUAUUUAGGUAUAAAUAAAAUAGAUACAAGCCCAUGCGCCUUUUCGACUAAUUAGUAAGGGUAUCAUAUUUGUUGCCAUCAAAACCAUAAACACUUCGUUUUAAUGGCCGUAAGUACGUUAUAGCCAGACGAUGGGGGAAGUCGGUCUUGGGCUUGUGUUUAAAAUGUUUCUAUAUUAAAAUAUUAUGAUGCUUAAUUAUAAUCCAAGCUACAGAUAGCCGCUCCCUGGCCACUUGUAGGGCGACCUUUAAGUAAAUAUUUAUUUACUUUUAUAAAUUAUUCUUGUGAAAACGACAUUGUAUCUUACUGAAUGGGGUCUACCCAAGUUCUUAUGAAUUUUUCGAUAAAAUAUUUAAUGUUUCACGAUUUUACAUAACUAAGAACUAGCUUAUAUUCUACGUAAGCCAACAUCUACGUAUUCAUUUUAAAAGACACUACGUUCUACAUAUCACACUUUUGUAAGUCAUGUACCUGUUUCAAAAGCAUACCGCUACAUCUACAUGAUCAUGGUAUAUUUAUUUAACAUAGUAAUGUACUCCGAACCAGUUUUUAAUUUUAUUUGUAAAUAUAUAACUAUUAAUAUCGAAUUUACGUUUGUUGGGCACUUUUUGAAUAGCGUCUAUUGUAAUUAGUUACUGAUUAUUUCAGAUGUCGAUGCGGCCAAAUCCGUAUACGAGCAAUUUUUUUAUUGUUUUACCGUAAGCGCGCAAUCGUUGCUUUAUCGAUGAAGGUAACAAUAGUGUCAGUACACUUCGUGAAAACUCGGUCGUGUACGGAAUUUCCCGCAGACGGAUUUAGCCGCAUUCAUGUUAGCCGAAGAAAAUGUUUUCGUUUUUCUGUUUGUUUAUCUGUGAUCACAUAGUGAUUUCUAUUUUCGCAGUGUUUGUAUACCAAAAAAAAGUAAUUUUCCAUGUAUAUAGUCUAUGAAAUUAUUAAAGUGUUUAUGUGAUAUAUAGUUAAGAGUUAAACCGUGCCGAGUAGUUUUUCUAUGUGGUAUCAGUUGUGAUUUUUCAAUAAAUGAUUUAAAACAUGAA
Cydia splendana is the source of this 8661-nucleotide messenger RNA. Its product is annotated as testis-expressed protein 2. Bases 253 to 3654 code for a protein of 1133 amino acids. Gene Ontology annotation, cellular component: endoplasmic reticulum. Gene Ontology annotation, molecular function: lipid binding. The record is from RefSeq and is a predicted model, not a curated record. The transcript has 21 exons. NCBI's taxonomy places the organism in Eukaryota, Metazoa, Arthropoda, Insecta, Lepidoptera, Tortricidae.